CACCUGGAGCGAUAACCCGUGACGAUCCCCUUGCCAAAUGACGCAGCCGGGCUGGCCAACCAUUGGCUGCGACCUGGCAGGUCGCUCCGCAACCAGCGCCGCCCGGCUCCAAGUCACCCGCAUCACUCUUCCCUACCCCCAGACCUCCUCUUUUCCCUUGCUAUCCUCCAUCUCUUCUUCAUCGUUCUUUGUCUCUAUCAUCAUUUUCUAUUCAUACGUGCAUCCUUCAGUCGUUUGGCCCAGUCCAUCAUAUCCCGCUGGGUAGCCGUUUCCGCCGUCGCCCAUCAUGAAGUCAGCCUCCUUGCUCACAGCAUCCGUGCUGUUGGGCUGUGCCUCCGCCGAGGUUCACAAGCUCAAGCUUAACAAGGUGCCUCUGGAAGAGCAGCUUGUGAGUGC
Molecule: messenger RNA, 396 nt
Organism: Aspergillus welwitschiae
Lineage: Eukaryota; Fungi; Ascomycota; Eurotiomycetes; Eurotiales; Aspergillaceae
Exons: 1
Coding region: 38-265 (75 amino acids)
Source: RefSeq, a predicted model, not a curated record